CUGGCAUUGAGAUUCUGUCAGUGAGGGGCAGAGAAGUUGGCAUAACAAUGACCGUGAGUGUGGCAGUAAAGGGGCAGUGGGCAAUGAGGGGUGAGUGAAUCUGGUAGUGUGGGUCCCAGUCAGUGAGGGGACAGUGGAUGUGGCUUUGAAGGGUCAGUGGGCAAUGAGGGGUAGGUGAACUUGGCAGUGAGGGGACAGUGGAGGUGGCAUUGAAGGGGCAGUGAUAGUCAGUGGAUUGGGCAGUGAGGGUCCCAGCCAGCUGGCAGUGAGGGUCGCAGUGAAGCUGGCACUCUCAGGACCAUCACCAAGCAUACGGCCAGGGGGCAGAUCUCCCAGGACGUCAUCCAGAUGGAUGUGACUGUGAACUCAGAGCUUUAAACAACAGCACAUUUAGAAAUGUCGUACCAGAAACCCCCAGAUGGAGGAUGGGGCUGGGUUAUCGUUACUAUCUCAUUCUUCAUCCAGUUUCUGUGCUAUGGUUCUCCCCUUUCUGUUGGAGUGCUCUAUGUUGAAUGGUUGGAUGUUUUCGAAGAAGGCAAAGGGAAGACGGCCUGGGUUGGGUCGUUGGCCGCUGGAUUUGGGCUUCUGGCAAGUAAGUCCAUUGUGCAGUGCCAGUGUGACCUCGUUUGGAGCUCGCCCAGUGACAAUCUUCAGCUCCUUUUUGGUGGCUGCAGGACUUAUCUUGAGCAGUUUUGCUCCUAGUCUGUAUUUCCUUUAUUUCUCCUAUGGAUUUAUGGUUGGCUUUGGAUGUGGCCUGUUAUAUACCGCAACUGUGACCAUUACUUGUCAGUAUUUUGAUAAACGCAGAGGACUUGCCUUGGGAAUCAUUUCAACAGGUUCGAGUGUGGGGACUUUUAUAUAUGCCGGUCUUCAAAAAGAGCUAAUAUCAAUAUAUGGAUUGGAUGGGUGUUUGCUAAUUGUUGGUGCUCUAUCACUGAAUAUAUUAGCAUGUGGCAUUCUAUUGAGACCUUUGCCAUGUGCAUCCACAACUUCGCUGGAGAAGACAAACUCAGAGAAAAUUCCAGAUAACUACCUCAUUUACCAUGAAAAACAACCGAACACUGAAGAAAAUACAUGUAUGCUAGAGAAAUUAUCAGGCAAUGAAAACAACAGAACUUGUACACCCAUAGCUGACAGAAAAAAGGCAGUGAAUUCUAAUGUGAACGGUGUCAGUGCUCUACACGCUAGAGAAAAUGACACUUACAAUAACAGUGUUACAGAAACAAAUAUUUGCAAACAGAUUGCUAAAAACAAAUGCCAUCGUUAUUUGGAUUAUUGGGAAAAGACAGUUGAUCUAUUUAAAAAUAAAGUAUUUUCGGCACUUUUUGUGGCUAUUUUGCUUUUUGACAUUGGAGGGUUUCCUCCUGCGUUGCUUUUGGAAGAUGUAGCAAAAAGUGCCAAUAUUGAUGAAGACUCCAUGGUCGUGCCACUAGUAUCAGUUAUUGGUUUCACGAUGGCAAUUGGAAAACUAUCCUUGGGUAUCCUGGCGGAUUUCAAGUGGAUUAAUGCAUUGUAUUUAUAUAUUUUUACCUUGUUGGCGACAGGAGUUGCUUUGAUUGCAGUUCCUUUUGCAAAUUCAUAUGCUACGUUAGCAAUUCUUGCUGGGACUUUAGGAUUUUUAUCAGGGAACUGGUCAAUAUUCCCCUAUGUAACCACUACUACUGUGGGAAUAGAUAAGCUCACGCAUGCAUAUGGGGUCCUGAUGUUCUUCGCUGGAGUUGGAAAUUGCCUUGGACCACCAAUAGUUGGCUGGUUCUUCGACUGGACACAGACGUACCAUAUUGCAUUCUACUUCUGCGGAAUAUGUGUCCUGUUAGGCGGAUUGCUCUUAUUAAUUGUGACUCUACCUUUUUGGGACAUGUGUAAAAAGAAGACAGAACCUUCUUCAAAAAAAUACAUUUAUAAAGUUGCUUCAGGCGUUUAAUAGAGUACAGAAAAAACAAUGCCUGUUGUAGCAAGUUAAAAGAUUGUGUGAUAGGUAGUUCUAAAAAAUUGACUGUAGCUCUCUGUAGGAAUUGAAGAGUUGUCUGUCUGCAUAUAUCGAAGUAAAAAUACCAAAGCAUUUUUUAGGUUACCUGGGUAAAUUAUUCCCAGACGAAAUAUUAGACAUAACCUGUACUGUUCCACCAUUUUCAAGCUAGAAAGUCUAAAAUAUGUAUUAUUCUUUUAGCGCCUCCAACAAGGUUUAUUUUGAAAGG
Molecule: messenger RNA, 2198 nt
Organism: Pelobates fuscus (common spadefoot toad)
Lineage: Eukaryota; Metazoa; Chordata; Amphibia; Anura; Pelobatidae
Gene: SLC16A9
Product: solute carrier family 16 member 9
Exons: 6
Coding region: 419-1924 (501 amino acids)
Biological process (GO): transmembrane transport
Cellular component (GO): membrane
Molecular function (GO): monocarboxylic acid transmembrane transporter activity
Source: RefSeq, a predicted model, not a curated record